GCCAGAAAGCUGCUGCUGACUUGGAGACUGAUGACUGUAUGUUUAAAAUCUGGCAUUCGCGCCGCCCUCAGCCUACAGGACAGGACUGUAACCGCUAUCCUUCAUUUUCUCUCCGAGCUCACAGCUGUAUGUGCUGCCAGAUGAUUUCUCUGAGGCGGGGAGGGGAGUUCCGGGGCCGGUUGUGUGUCAGGACGGCGGGAUGAAGGCGCCGCGGGCUCCUUUUUUCCCUCCGAGUAUCCGUGAGGACGUGCGUGAAGCCCGGCCCACCGUCUCCUGAACCCCGCUGCGCUGCCGCACCGCAGCCGCCGCUCGGCUGGAUUUGCCGGUUCUCUCGCAUUCAUCCGCCCGCCCGGCAGCUCCGGGUACGCAGCCGGGUCCUUCUGAGGCGUCGCGGCAGACACAAAGGGAGCCGCUUCACUUUUUUCCCCGUUUCUAAGGUGACCGCCCGCCCUCAGCAGCGCUCCGCCCGCCGCCGGCUCUGCCUGUGGAGGCUGCAGUCGAACCCGCUUCGCCGAGCUCGCGCUCAGAUGGACUAUCGAUAAGUUUCUGAUCAGAUUUGGUGGCGGUUGCGUCAGAAGCCCGGACCGCUGGAUGGUUCCAGCGAUGCCUGCUGAGAUUUCCCUGCCGUGAUACAGACAGCUCACCCGGAGCCCCGGCGGCUGCCCGCACGUCGCUUUUAUGCAGAGCCUUUGCAGGGUCAAGAUGCAGCUCCGGACUGUGCUGGACGUGAAAGUCGUGGACGUGGAGAAGAGGCGCAGUCCGUCCAAGCACUACGUGUAUCUCAUCAAUGUCACCUACUCAGACAACACCUCCCAUAUCAUCUACAGAAGAUACAGCAAAUUCUUUGACCUACAGAUGCAGAUACUCGACAAGUUCCCAAUCGAGGGAGGGCAAAAAGACCCGAAGAAGAGGAUCAUCCCAUUUCUCCCAGGCAAAAUCCUGUUCCGGAGGAGUCAUGUGCGAGACGUGGCCAUGAAGCGGCUGCGUUUCAUCGACGACUACUGCAGGGCCCUGGUGCGACUCCCCCCUCAGAUUUCUCAGAGCGAAGAGGUGCUGCGCUUCUUUGAGACGAAGGCUGAGGACAUCAACCCCCCCGUGGAGGACUAUGGCUCCAAGCGCAAGUCGGUGUGGAUGUACGGCUUUACAGACAGUCCGAGGAAAGAGGCCUCAGGGAUUGACAGCUCGGAGCCCAUGGUGCUGGAGCAGUACGUGGCCGUGGCCAACUACGAGAGGCAGGAGAACUCGGAGAUCAGCCUCAAGGCCGGCGAGACGGUGGACGUGAUCGAGAAGAGCGAAAGUGGCUGGUGGUUUGUCAGCACGGCAGAGGAGCAGGGCUGGGUCCCGGCAACGUACCUGGACUCGCAAAAUGGAACCAGAGAUGAUUUGGAUUUGGGCACUUCCAGGACCGGAGAAGUUACUAAGAGACGCAAAGCCCACCUGAAGAGGCUGGACCGCCGCUGGACCCUCGGUGGUAUCGUUAACCGCCAGCAGAGCAGAGAGGAGAAAUAUGUGACGAUACAGCCGUAUGCCAGUCAAGGAAAAGAUGAGGUGAGCUUUGAGAAAGGGGUCACCGUGGAGGUCAUCCAGAAGAACCUGGAGGGCUGGUGGUACAUCAGAUAUUUAGGGAAAGAGGGCUGGGCCCCAGCCUCCUACUUGAAGAAAAUUAAGGAGGAUUUCUCCCCACGUAAGAAGACCCUGACGGGCCCCGUGGAGAUCAUCGGAAACAUCAUGGAGAUCAGCAACCUGCUGCAGAAGAAGUCUGUUAGCGAGAAGGACAUCCAGACAGACGGAGAGGGCAGCACCACACCGGAGCGCCACAUCUCCAAGAGCGAGAUCAGCCUGCCCAUGCCCUCUGAGAUCAACGCGGCGACCGGCCGCAGGCUGAGCGCCGGCCGUGACACCAACAGCCCGUGUCUGGGAAUAGCAGCGAGCGCUGCCCUGAGUGAGAAUAAAGCGAGAGGCGAGCCGGGGUCCCCAGCUGUGGCCAGGGUGGCGCCACACAGAGUGGAAAUUGGGUCUCCCAAUCUGCGGCAAAAACCUCCCCCGAGACGGGACGCCAACCUGGGUUUCCAGUUACCCAAGCCACCAGAGCCCCCUGCUGUGGAAGCAGAGUAUUACACUAUAGCAGAUUUCCAGUCCUCAAUCUCUGAUGGCAUCAGUUUCCGUGGAGGACAAAAGGCUGAUGUAAUAGAGAAGAAUCCCGGAGGCUGGUGGUACGUGCAGAUUGGAGAGACGGAGGGCUGGGCCCCCUGCUCCUACAUCGACAAGCGCAAAAAGCCCAACCUCAGCCGUAGGUCCAGCACGCUGACCCGCCCCAAAGUCCCUCCCCCAGCUCCACCUGUCAAAAAACACGAAUCUGAGGAGGUUCCACCUCCUGCUAACUCUUCUUCCAAAGCCACGGAGACGCCCAGCAGGCCUGUGUACGAAGAGCCUGAAUAUGAUGUGCCUGCAGUUGGAUGCGACGGUGAGCCUGAACCUGACUCUCUGAAGGACGAGCGCUCCCUCGACGUAAAGAUCAACAGUGUGGUUGGCGACAAGUACAGCAGCUCCCCUCCUUCCUGCAAGGCCUCCCCUCCUGUCUGCAAGGCGUCUCCUGUCUUCACCCAUCGAAGAACCUCCUUCAGGUCUGUAGAGGAGGUUGCUAAGGAGGAGUGUAUCUACGAGAAUGAUGGCUUCAGACCAAGCAGUGGCAUUGAAGGAGCCUUAAAUAAAGGUUCCAGUGAGCCCAGCUCCCCACGGAGCUACCAUUCCUCCACAGUCCCGAGAAAACCCUCUGGAUCUUCUCCUUUACCUGGCAGACCCAUGAAAACCAUGACACCAGAGAUGAGUCGGAGAAGCCAGACCCUGGGCAGACACAUAGAUAUCAGCUUCAGGUCCCAGGAUAACAGCCCCCACUCAUCAUCAGAUGAACUGAGCAGAGGCCCUAAGAAAGGCCCUGUCUUCAACCGGGAUGUGGAGCAGAGAAUAGGCCAGAGUCCCUCCACCAGGCCCAAGCCUUCCGUCAGACCCAAGCCCCUUCUGACCAAAUCAGAGCCCCAGAGUCCUGAGAGGAUGGACAUCACCUCUCUGAGACGGCAGCUGAGGCCUACUAAUCAGUUCAGACAUAGCCUCAAACCAUCUCGUGGGGAGGACUCUGAAACGGCUUCUAUUAUAUCUUCAGAGGACUCGAUGUGUUCGCGCAGUACCUCGGAUCUCUCUUCUGUUUACUCCAAAGGAAGCCGUGGUGACUCGGACGUGGAAGGCCCCACUCUCUACCGUUCAGUGGAUGCCUAUAAGAAGGUCCAGGACUCUGAGAUCAGUUUUCCAGCUGGAGCUGAGGUCGAGGUUUUGGAGAAACAGGAGAGUGGUUGGUGGUACAUCCGUUGGGGCUCUGAAGAAGGCUGGGCUCCCUCAUACUACCUGGAACCUGUUAGACAAGUGGGCGAUGCGGGUGGGUUAGAUGGACAUGGGAGCGGUGGGAGUAAGUCCAACAGCCUGGAGAAAAAUGAGCAGCAUGUUUUGGCCCUCAAUAACAUAAAUAUUCAGGGCCUGGCCCAGCAGCAUCACGGCUUGAGGAGGAGCUCUCCACCGAUUCCUUCCAAGCCUCCCGGUGGCUUCUCUAAACCAUCCGGGAUGGUUAAUGGAGGCGUAAGGAUGAGGAACGGGGUACGCCAGGUGGCGGUGAGGCCUCAGUCUGUAUUUGUCACCACGACGCAGCCAGCCAAGGACACACACUACACGACCGGGUCCUUGAGAAGAAAUGAGUCACUUGGCAGGAGUGAUCACUACGGUUCUGGUUCUGCAACUCUUGGAGUUCGCCGAAAUGCCUCAUUCAGCACCGUGCGGCCACAUGUAGUUGUUGAAAGCCAAACGAGGCCCGCUGAACGCUCUAGUCUGGGGUCUUCGGGGAGCGCGUUCAGCACAAGCAAUGUCCAAGAUGCCCUGAGCAGAGUUAACCAACGCAACGGCAUCCCCGUGUCGACGGUCAGACCCAAGCCCUUGGAGAAGAGCCAGCUGAUCCACAACAACCUCGGCAGGGAUGUGUAUGUGUCCAUUGCUGAUUACCGUGGCGAUGAGGAGACAAUGGGUUUCACUGAGGGAACCUGUCUGGAGGUGUUGGAGAGAAACCCCAACGGAUGGUGGUACUGCCAGGUGCAGGACAGCCUGGUUCCCCGCAAAGGCUGGGUCCCCUCCAACUACCUGGAGCGGAAAAAAUAAAAGCAACCCUACACCCAUUCCCCACCCUUUCCCCCUUCCUGCCCCAUGUGGUGCCUCCAAAGGCUCGGGCAGCAUCACUUCUCGAGAAUGUUACCCGCAAUCUCCCUUAAGCAAUAUGUCCUUGAAAAUUUACAUAUAGUCAGACUGUGUGUAAAAAGAAAGAUGUUUUAAUCUGAUGAAGGAGGACACUUUUAGUGCUGGUUUACUAAAAUUUAUACGAGAGGAGCGUGAAGAUUUUAAAUAUUUUGCCUGCGAAGGAGAGACAGAAACAUGGAAUUGGCCACGUUUGAGCGGGAUGCUGUUCCUGAUGUGUAAAAUGGUGUAAUUGGGAGCGAUGACCUCUUUUAAAAGAGGUCUGCAUACGUCAUCCAGAAGCUGAGGAGGGUUGUGGCUGUCCUCAUCCUGCCCAUCACUGACUACGAUGGCCAAUAAGUGCCUUUUGUAUUUGAUCACCUGAACACAGGUCCUAAACGGUGGAUGGCAAACCGGUAAAUCAACCAAAUCUUUAUAGAGUGCCAUAGUCCUACGAACACCACCGUGAGUGUUUUCAUGACCAGUUCAGAGCUCGAAGGUCAAAGUUUUGAUCUGGACUGCUCUAAUUGGUCCGACGCACAGAUUAAAGAAAGCAAACAUGACUUAAGGACUCACGAGUCAUCAAAGAAAGACGAUAAUGAAAUCUCAUCAUCAUCUUCAGUUGGAUUGUUUCUGUUACAGUGUCUCGUGUUAAUACGAGUCUUCCUUAGAGAAGUAUUUCUGCUCUCUUGUGACAUCUGGUUUCCCCGACAGCCUCAGUUGGAAGCUCCUUGCUGACAUGACCCAGGCAGAUAAGCAGCUUCUGUAAAUUGGAAUCAUUUCUAUCAUCAAUCCCACAGGAAUAUUUUUCCUGGCUGUAGCCAACAAAUUUAUUUAAAAAAAAAUAAAAACAAACAAAAAAAUAAACCUGUGAAACUUGAAAAAUAGUCAGUUUCCUGGAAAAUGAAAGGAACAAUGAAACCUCAUAUGUGAUAACCUCAAAGUAAAAAAAAAAAUCACUUAACGAUGUUUUUAGCUCCAGGAAUAAAUGAUUGUGUAUAUUUUGUUUAUAUGCAUGUAAUAAUGCAGCUGUUGCAGCGAUAAAUUGCAUACUGGAAAUGUGGUGAAAUAAUUGAAUCCCAGGGAUUUAUCUGAACGGCGUAUUGGCCAAAAUGUGAUCAGACCAAAGAGGGAUGUCACUUCAUUGGCAGUUUCUGUGAUUUUACCGUUUAUUUAUGGUACAGAUGGUUUCACGUAUUCACCAAAAUGCCUAAAACGAGGUUUCUAAGCUCACCUUUUCUAUCAGUAUCUGGAAGCACUUGAUAUUUAAUGGAGCCAUUCAAAGUUAACAGUUAAUAUCAGAUAUUGCUGUGCAGUAUUGGGGUUUAAACAGAGGCUGGAAUAGAUAUUUUAUUAUUAGCAACCAUUUAAAAUAUCACAUUAGAAAUAAUCAAGAAGUCAAAUUUAAAAAUUCUACCGGCUGAUGUUCAAGACUGCUGAAAUACAUUUUCUAAUGAACACUAACGUCUCAUUAUGUUUCUGCUGGACAGUAUCAUAGUAACAAAGUGCAGCACCUGCUAGAUCGCAGUUAUCUAUUUGAACAAAAGCAAACUUGUUUCUGUGAUCGCACAGCGACAAUAACGAGGAGCGAAGUGUUUCUGCUUUGUGAGUUAGUGCACUUUAAGAACUGUUUUUAUGGUGCAUUAAUGCAAAGAUGCAGUAAAUACUCAGCAUAUUAUUUAUUCAAGAUUUUUUUGUAAUUAUUUAAUAAUGAGCUUCAAUCAAACAAGAGGAUGAAGCGUUCUUCUCACUGGCAGUUCAUUUGGUCGAAUUGGAGAAACAGAGCCCUCUUGUGGGAAUUAAAGGUACUGCGGCGCCAGCCUUCCUGCCUCAGUGCAGAAACUAAUGCACUGCUGGUCAGUGAGUCUCCCAAAAACUGUACAGGAAGUUCAGCUUUUAUAAAUCUUAGUGCAGCUAAAAAUGUUUUAUAGCAUAUUUGUUUCGUAUUGGGAAAUAAUUUAUUUUGGGGGAAAUUGUCUUUUUUUUUUUUCUCUAUGCUGUGUGCUGCAACUUUAGCAAAUCACGGGCACUUCCUUCAUCUUUAUUGUGCUUUACAUAAUGCCUGAUAAAAGCAUAUUUAUUAUGAAUAGUUUCAUAUAUUUUCACCAUUUGAAAAGCACCAUUUUCCCCCCAUUCUAACAGAGAGCAUCAUUUAUUUGACGAGCAUAAUAAACUCAGUGAUGUAUGGCCCUAUAACCCAAUAAUAGUUAGGAUGUUGACAGGCCCCAUCCUUUGAGACGAAGGCAUUAUGUAAAUGUGUCGAAUCACUUAACAUUUCGCUCCAGCACAUAUUAUUAUUGUUAUUAUUGCAUAUGGCUUUGUUUGAUUGAGCUGAACUUGUUCUGUGUCGAGUCUAAAUUUAGCCGUGUAGCAUCUUUAUUCAUGCUUUUACUUCGUUUUGGUUAUUAACUCUUUUUCUGAUCAAAUUCUGAAAUGCACCCGUGAGGAAAUGUGCAAUAGAUUAAAAAAAGGAAAAAAAUACAAGACAGAAACACUUCACGCUUCAGCGAAAGGAGAAAUCUCAGAGGUCUAACUGCGUGAACAAUGCCAUUAAGCCUGCUGGGAGUGGAUCUUCCUGGUCAAACUGCCGGUUAGCAUCAUCUCCAGCGUGUCAUGUUCAGAGAGCAGAUGUGAGGUCCUAACAGCACCCGAAGGUUCAUUGGACCAAAGCAGUGACGCCUCGUUACGUCUGAUGUGAUGAGCUAGCAGAGGACGCUCCUCCUGGCCCACAUCAGCGGUGGACAGUGAUUUGUGAAAGGCCGAAGUCCGCUGACCCGUCCUGUGGUGACAUUACAGCCAUCUGGGAUCUUCUUCACAGACGAGGAGUCGCGGGCCCAUCGUCGGGGGCCUCGGCGGCCCCUCUCAGCUGUCACGUUUGUGCCUGAAUGGAAUUCUUUGAUUGUUUCUGUGCUGUUGUUUUCUUCUGUUUGCUUUCCCUCUGGACCGUGUCCUCUCCCACCUACACGGAUGCCUCUUUUGACAUUUACCCCCACCGCUGUCAGACCGAGUCAGGCUUUUCCGUCAGCGAUCGCUGCAGCGAAGGUGACCUUUGGGACCGCCGGCUGGCAAAGCGACGUCGCCAUGAGAGUCUCUGCGGUAAACAAACCCCGGGAGAGGAGUGCUCCUUCAGGCCGUUUCACUUCAAUCCAUCAACUUCCAGCAUAAACACCAAAAAUAGAAAAUGCUCGUUUUUUCUCUUUGCUGCGGCUCAGCAGAGAGGAGAUGCUACAGGUGACUGCGUGAUUGUGCUGUUGUAAAGGCCAGGACACCGUGAGGGGCUGCUGCCCGUGAAUCCUUCACUUUAAAUCAUUUCUAGUUAAACUCCACUUUCAUGGAAAAAUGUGCAUUAUGGGAAAUCCCCUCAUUCACUUUGCUGCUGAGAGUUUAACGCAGAGGCUGAAACCACGACCGUGAAUCUGUCCGCGCUCACGGGACUGUUGGAGCUGUGCAGCGUGACGGGCGCUGCAGAGGUUCCCGCUGAUCGGGAACGUUACAGCUGGAAGCUCGUUCUGAACGGCGUGAGGAGCAGGAACAAUUUCACUGCAUCCACUUUCUGCACUGCUGCCCUCGCUCAUCGGUGGAGGUUUGUUUACGCCAUUUAAAAAAAAUGAGUUAGCUCGGCCAAUCAGGAAGCUCCGUGAAUGUACGUCACUUCCUUGUCACCUGGAAGCAGGAGGAGGAAGGCAUCAGCUGUCCAACAUGAAAACAUUGAUCCCUGUUAUGCAGCUGUGAUUUACUAGAAGGCAUCAAAGCUCACAGACACUUUGCUCCACGCUGCUAGCUUAAGUGCGAGGGCGUUGGCGACAUCAUCUUCCAGGUAACAAGGAAAUUACCUCUUUCACAGAGCCUCGUGAUUGGCAGAGCUGACUCCAAAUUUAGUUUCUGGUUUCCAGAAGUAUCCCUAAUUAAUAAUAAUAAAAAAAACAUAUUAAAGGAUUAGGUCACUUUGUAGGGGAGGGGGGUGUUAGCAGAGUAUGAAAACAUGUUUAUUUGGUAUAUUAUUUAAAUACAUUAUUAUUUAAAGUUUAAUACGUCUGAUCUAAUGAGGGUAAAUGAAGAAAAAAAAGUAAGCGUAAACAUUCAGAGAUUAACGUUUCUCAGUGGGUCAGAAACCUGCUGUAGGUCCACUUCCUGUUUCUCACUUCCUGUAAAGCAUGAAGGGAAACAGCGGCGCGCAGGCUGAGCGGUCUCACUCGUUCCAUUAACUUUCAGCAGCAAAGUGAAGAAACUUAUUUUAAUCUUUGAGUUUGAGUUUUGCUCUUUAAUCACAGCCUGGCAGCGUAGUUAUUGCCUUCCACCUGCACAGCUGGACAGGUGUGCCAGCAGUGUUCGUGCCGAUCGGGAGUCCUGCAGGAAAUGUGGGAGUUUUCCAUCAUCUUCCCGGAGAGACGGCUCCGCUUCUCUGUCCUAUUUUAACAAAUGGACGGGGCCUCUCGGGCGUGAAGCGCCGCCGGCUUUUUGUUUGUCGUGUUACCUCCAUCUCUCCUUCCUCGACACAGCCGGGCCGCUGACAUCAUAAAGAUACCUGAGAGGAGUCGUGUGUGUGUGUGUGUGUGUGUAGAUGGAUUGUUUGCAGGUGUGCUGGAGAAAAGAGAAGUUGGAGGUCAUGGUGUGGGUUUGCAGGAGCAGGAUGCAGGCACACAGAUCAGAGAUGAGGCGACAGCAGCUCCGCUUUGAUCGGAGGGAGAUGAAAAAUAAUGUCUUCCAACAGGAAGCCCAUUUUAUCAAACUCCCUCUAACCACCUUUCUAAAAGCUCGCACCUAACGAGCUCAGAGCUGCGACUGCUCAUUACAUCAAAUGUGUUUUAAUUGCACCACUUGAAGUUUCUGAAGCCGCUUCGAGAGAAACUGAAAGUCAGGGAGAGACAAAUGAGUUGCUGGUGCAGCAGCUUCUCUCAGCCUCCCUGAGAUCCCACCUCUGAUUUUAGCUCCUUUUGCUGCCGCUGCCUUCAGAUCUCAUGUAGCCCUGAGGGUGUGAGAGCUGAGCCACUGGUUGGAAAAAAGUUUUUUUUUUUUUUUUUAGAGUAAGACAAAAAGGGUUCAGAUGGUGGAUUCUUUGCCUAUCUUUGAAACAUUUCUUUGUCUUCUUGUGGUUUUGUUGAGGAAAAUAAUUGAAUGUUGCAAAAAGGGAGACGCAGGAUUUGAAGGGUUUGUUCCCGUCUAAUGAAACACCUUUAAGCUGUAAAUGAAAGACAUCAAAUGAGGGCUUCUGAAGUCAGAGCUGAACAGAGUGAUUGUGGAGGUAACGAAGGCGGCAGUUUGAUGGCAGGAGGGUAGGUUUGAUCGGGAAGUUUUAGUAAGUGAGUGGGAGCAGGUGAGAUCUAUUUACCGGGAUGCUUUUGUAGGUUUUUAAUUAAUGUCUAGUUUUUGUUUUGAGUGUGAGAAAGAGCCAGGGAUGCUGCGGGCUGUUUCUCGAGCAGCUGGGUGAAAUAAAAUGCUGUGAAUUAGGAAAUGCAGAUUAUUUAUGUCAUUCUGAAAACUUCCUCAUGCCGUCACGGUUGUUUGAGAUGCCAGCAGGCAUCAGUAGAAGCUGUCUCGGCGCUCCGGAGGAGGAGGAGGAGGCUGUGUCGAGGAACGAGCACGCCGCUGUGCCUCUGCGGCACUUUCUUCGUCUCUGUUUGAAUCCCCGUUUCUAAUUAGCACAACAGUGUGUCUUAAUUAACCUUAGCCAGUCUGACAAUAUUCCAGCGCUAAUAGCUUCCCAAUAAAGAACGCUGCGGCUGCCGCCUUCCUGUGCGGGAGCCUCCCAGCUGGUCCCGGCUCAGGCGGUGAGCUGUCAGAGGUGAUGGAUGCUGAGUGACAGCUGAAGUGGUUUCAUGGGAAAGGUGGCGCCUGUUCUUAAACUCAACGUUGCAUUUAUAGAAUAGGAUUUGUCACCAGCCUGCUGUGGAAAGCAGUGUGCCAAAAAAGAAAGCCCACGUCGAGCUCGUGAUCACUUAAUUCUGACAAAAACUGAUCUGUGACCAGCAAAUCAGCCACACUAACAACCACAGUAACACUGCAGGCCUCGAGCUGGACCAAAGGAGGUGCUGUUCUUUCAUUUUCUCUCAUGUUUUUAUGCUGCUGGUUUAAAUCUGAAGUGCGUGGCUUUUGUCUCCCCCUUCUGGCAGUGAGAGUCAUUGCCAGAAGGAGAACCUGCUGACAGACUUAAAGGUCAUUUUUGUCAUUGUCCUCUUCAAAAUGUAACUGAAUCUUUCACCACCAGGGGGCAGCAUUUUAACAGCAAGUGUGUUGAGAUGCUUUCAGGUGUGUGCUGCUCUUUAAUUGUUGGUAAUGACCUUUUAUUACUCUGUUCCUGUUAACUUACCUGGUCACAUAAGGGUUACACUGCACCACCCUGAGGUACAAAUUGGUAUUACACAUUCUAUCCAUUGCUUUGGCUAAUUUCAGGUUUUACAUUUAACCCCUUAACUGGCAGCAAAUAAAAUCACCUGAAACAACUACAUAACACCCUCUGGUUAUUAUUGGCUCUGAACAACCCAUUUCAUAGCCUAUUAAUCGGCUGCGUCUGGUCCGC
Messenger RNA from Archocentrus centrarchus (flier cichlid), 10786 nucleotides. It is a transcript of the gene sh3pxd2aa, whose product is annotated as SH3 and PX domains 2Aa. The record is from RefSeq and is a predicted model, not a curated record. NCBI's taxonomy places the organism in Eukaryota, Metazoa, Chordata, Actinopteri, Cichliformes, Cichlidae. The transcript is spliced from 15 exons. Gene Ontology annotation, molecular function: phosphatidylinositol binding; protein binding; superoxide-generating NADPH oxidase activator activity. The coding region runs from base 679 to 4197 and encodes 1172 amino acids. Gene Ontology annotation, cellular component: cytoplasm. Gene Ontology annotation, biological process: superoxide anion generation.